CUUAAAACCCAAGGAAAACACUAAAACCCGAAAACCGUCCCCCCGAAUCCCGACCCGGAUGGCGACCUCGCCGCCGCAGAACCCUAGCUCCGUCGACCCCUCCGAGGCCACGAGCCUCGCCGCCGCGGCGCUUGCCGCGCCCGCGCGCGUAUGGAGAUCCCUCGUCGCCCGCCUCCCUACGCUUCCGGAUUCCGGCCUCCUCGCCGUGGUCUCCGACCUCCAACACUGCCACUUCGCCGUCCGCCGCCGCCGCCGCCGCAGGCGCCCUGCUCUACCUCUCCCGCUCCGCCCUGCUGCCGCGCACUCCGCUCGGAUUGCUGGUGACAUGCCCAAAGCCUUUGUCAUCUUAGAUGAUAUUGUGCAAUCUGCCCUGUCUAAUUUGCAUAUUAUUCAGAAAAGCUUACUGUUUUGGCAGUCCAAAGCUGAGGGAACCACUUCACAGAAAGUUUACUUUAUGAUAUUUGAAAGAGGUCCAAGGGCCUUUGUUGAAGUAACGUAUCAAACUCUCACUAAAUUCGGGAGAAAUGAACGUCCAGUCCAAUACAUCUUGCAUUCUGCAUCUGGCAUGGUCUCAACAAAGCUUGCUGUCCUGACAAGCAUGCAACACUGCUUGGCUGCUUUCCUUGCAGAGGUUCAUUCUGAAGUUGAUAAACACAGAGAAGGCUUAACUGAAAGUUCAGAUAAAUCUCUGCAUACACUAUUCAUUGUUUUAAAUACCGUAUUUUCGAAAUUGGAGGUGUCUCUUAGAAAUGCUGGUGAGGAGAAUGAACUACUUACGUAUGAUGGAAACUCAUAUGAACUUAUGUUUGGGAAAUUGCCAGAAGUUGAUGCAGAGAGUUCACAAUGGACAGAGGCCUUAUCAACGGAUGGUAUAAGUUUGAUAUAUCAAAACCUCCAGAACUUAGAUAAUUUUAUCUCUUCUCAGCUUUCAAGUCAUAAAGAACCAAGAAAUAUGACUCGAUACUGGUUACCCUACACAUGUGGAGCAUUGGGCCUCUCUGUAUGUUCUCUAUGGCUUUUACGCCAUAGCAGCUUGAUGGGAAGUUCUGACAUUGAUAAUUGGAUUCAAGAUGCUAAAAAGUCUGUGGCUGGAUUUUGGGAUGAACAUGUUGAGAAACCAAUCAUUUCCAUUAGAGAUGAGCUUUUUGAGACAUUUAAGCAAAGAGAUAAAGGUGUAAUGGAAAAGCAAGAGGCUCAACUAACUGAAGAUUCCUUGCGCAGGAUGUUAGUUGCCUUUUGUGAGCAAACUUCAGGUGGAGAGCUGCCUCAAGAUCUAUCAGUGCAGGCAUUGAUGGAGAUUCUCACUAAGAGAUAUGAGAAAGAAUUGAUACAUCCACUUCAAAACCUUUUCAGUGGAGAAUUAGCCCGUGCCAUGCUUAUACAGAUUCAGAAGCUUAAGCUGGAUCUUGAGUCGGGACUACUAGAAAUGGAUCAGAUUCUUAGGGCAAAUGCAAUAAACUUUGCUGUUCUUGCAGCUCUUCCUGCGUUUGGUCUUUCGCUUCUGCUUCUUGUGUUAGUGCGAACAUGGGCUCUGCGUGACCAUGGUGCAGAGGGAAGAGGUAAUAUUGCACGAUGUCAACGAAGGCAGCUUCUUGUCGAUGUAGAGAGAAGACUUAUGGAGUUUCAGCAUUACAGGGAUAAUGGAAUGGAGGAAGAGGCACGGUGUAAGUUUGGAUUAGUACUUUACACGCUCGAUAGACUAUACAAAGCUGUCGAGUCACAUGCAAAAGAAACAGGCGAGUGGUUAAGCCUGCGCGAAGAUAUUUUUGAUCUGGCAAAACUUGAUAUGGGAAUGGCGGACAAGCUGAUCGUCGUAUCGCGAUUGAAGUGGAUGUACAACUGCUUGCUUCCAUACUCAUCGAGUCGUUUGCCUCGUCUAUAGCUUUCUCUGGUGGCGAACGUUGUGUGUUCAUUUUGGAUACUUUGAGGGGAACUUCUGCGGCAACUUGUUGUCUACUUCGUGAUUCGGUAGGAUAGCUGUGAAGAUUUUGGCACAGAAUACCAGGGAACCUCGUUGGCUUUUGUACAACAGAACAAUGGUUCUUUGCGACAAACGUGAUGUUUGGUAAAUUUCACCUAGAGGUGGCUCAGGUAUGCUCUACCAGCCACGAUUGGAAAAGAACAAAAGAAAAGUUUAGACCCUCGACUUUGAAACUGUUGAUUGUUCCCUUUGUUACUUGGGAUGAUCUAUGUACCAAAAUCGUUUGCGGCGUUGGG
This is a messenger RNA of Phragmites australis (common reed), 2217 nucleotides long. RefSeq names its product protein DGS1, mitochondrial-like. The transcript is spliced from 14 exons. Gene Ontology annotation, cellular component: mitochondrial outer membrane. Bases 59 to 1882 code for a protein of 607 amino acids. NCBI's taxonomy places the organism in Eukaryota, Viridiplantae, Streptophyta, Magnoliopsida, Poales, Poaceae. The record is from RefSeq and is a predicted model, not a curated record.